AUGAUAACCUUUGACGAUGUUUUGAAGGACAUCGGGGAGUUUGGAAGAUGCCAGAAGUGGAUCGUCCUGCUCUUGUCUCUGUGCGGGGUGACAUUUUCAUUCAUCACCGCCGUCUUUGGUUUCCUGGGCGUGAUUCCGAGCCACUGGUGUCGAGGCAGCCCUGCUGUGGUGGGACUGAGGGAAAAGUGCGGCUGGUCUCUUGAGGAGGAAAGGAAUUACACCGUGCCUCCAGCAAGGUCUGGCAGCCCGGCGUACAGCCGGUGUGAGAGCUACGACAUAGACUGGAACCUGACCUACCUCAGCUGCGAUUAUCCAGAGGCGCUGAUCGCUAAUAGUUCCGGAGAGGUUCUACGCACAACUUGCAAAGACGGCUGGUUUUAUGACAGUUCCCGUACGACCAUUGUGAGCGAGUACGACCUUGUGUGUGACGAUGCCUGGAAGGUGGAUUUAUCUCAAGGCUGCAUUCAGAUUGGCUUUUCCCUUGGAGUGCUCAUCACAGGCUACGCUGCAGACAGGUUUGGGCGGAAACUGGCCUUACUGGUCUGUCUGGGUGGGACAGGAGUGGCUGGGAUCUUUGUUGCCCUUGCACCCGUAUAUCCCGUGUUUGUGAUCUUCCGAAUCCUGCAGGGCUUGUUCGGAAGAGGGAUAUCCGUCAUCACUGCUGUCAUUGCUACAGAGAUGGUUGGAUGUAGACAAAGAAGAGUGGUGAUAGUGGUGACUCAGACGAUGUUCUCGUUAGGAGUGAUGCUACUUCCUGGCUUUGCCUACAUGAUUAAAUCUUGGAAAGGAAUCCAAAUGGCCGUCACCGUUCCAAACUUUGUCCUGCUGCUUUACUGCUGUUUGAUCCCCGAGUCUCCUCGCUGGUUGCUGACCCGCAAGAGGCUGAAGGAGGCGUUGAAAGUGGCUCAGGAAAUGGCGGACCAGAAUGGCAAGAGUCUCCCAUCAAACUACAAAGAGAUGAUGAUGGCGGAGAGCAGUCCCGAAGUAGUGAGGCAUCUUUCCUUCCUCGAUCUGUUCAGGACGGCACAGAUGAGAAGACGCACGCUGAUUUUGAUGUACUGCUGGUUCACCAGCGGCCUGGUGUACCUGGGCCUGACCCUGCGCCUGGGUCUGCAGGGGGUAGAGAAUUACAGCGACACCUUUGUGGCAGGGGCGGUGGAGCUGCCCGCCACCAUGUUGGGACUGCUGGUGGUCCGCCGCGUCGGGCGCAGAAGCCCCUUCGUGGCCUCCAGCGUGCUGGCCGCGGCCUUCUGCCUCAUCGCAGCCUGCAUCUCCGGAGAAAUGCCUAGACUCAAGACCGCUGUCACCACACUGGCCCGGUUCGGCAUCACCAUCUCCCUCAGCAUCCUCUUCCUGCUCACCAACGAGCUGCAGCCCACUUCCAUCAGGAGUUUCGGAGUCUCCGUGUGCCUGUCCCUGAGUGACAUCAGUGGGUUUGCAGCACCUCUGGUGCUCUAUAAACUAGCCGCAGUUUGGACAGAGCUCCCGCUGGUGAUCUUUGGUGCACUUGCUCUGGUAGCUGGUGGAUUAGUGAUGCUACUGCCUGAAACGAGGGGAAUGAGGCUGCCCGAAAAUAUAAAGGAUGUGGAAAACAUUGGCCGGCUUUACAGACACGACCAGGAUGAAUGUAAGGAGAUGAUAAACCUGCGAGCAUCAACCUAGGGAAGGAAAUGCAAGCCCAGCGGAGGGGAGUGCGUCCGGUAAUGAGCCUUUAAUCAGAGCUAAAACAAAAUAACUCCGACUGAUCAAUAAAAACACAACCAAUUGUUUUCAUUCUGGUGGUAGAUGCUCACGUAGAUAGAAAAUG
Amblyraja radiata (thorny skate) is the source of this 1807-nucleotide messenger RNA. Its product is annotated as solute carrier family 22 member 3-like. The transcript has 11 exons. The coding region runs from base 1 to 1662 and encodes 553 amino acids. The record is from RefSeq and is a predicted model, not a curated record. Gene Ontology annotation, biological process: transmembrane transport. Lineage: Eukaryota; Metazoa; Chordata; Chondrichthyes; Rajiformes; Rajidae. Gene Ontology annotation, cellular component: membrane. Gene Ontology annotation, molecular function: transmembrane transporter activity.